AUGCAAAUAUCAAUCAUAUUUCUUGGUCUGCUAGUCACUGAAAUCGUCGCCUCGCCUACAAGGCUAUUUGCAACUAAAUCAGUAAAUCAUCACAUGACUUUUCAUAAAACGUGGAAGAAGCCAGAGAAUUUCAAAUCGGAAACCAGUAUCGAUAGCUUUGAAAAGGUUGUGAAAGAUUUUUUUUUUUCUGGGAAGGCUGCCGGUUCCAAAGAUGCUUAUCUAGCUCUACGUAUAGGUAAAACAGCGGAUAAGGAUAGUAAGACUUCGAUUGAGAAGCAGAUUGAAUUACUUCCAUACCUUUCAGCGUCGUCAAAAAAUUUGGCUCCAAACAUGAACGAAAAUGCGUUACAUGGCAGACACACCAAUAGUUUUCGCCUUCAAAAUCCUUCAGACUAUUAA
Molecule: messenger RNA, 399 nt
Organism: Blumeria graminis f. sp. triticale
Lineage: Eukaryota; Fungi; Ascomycota; Leotiomycetes; Helotiales; Erysiphaceae
Source: the annotation of a GenBank genome assembly